This is a messenger RNA of Colletotrichum siamense, 999 nucleotides long. RefSeq names its product 3-dehydroshikimate dehydratase (gene qa-4-2). The coding region runs from base 1 to 999 and encodes 332 amino acids. Lineage: Eukaryota; Fungi; Ascomycota; Sordariomycetes; Glomerellales; Glomerellaceae. The transcript has a single exon. The record is from RefSeq and is a predicted model, not a curated record.
AUGAUGUCGAAACUCCCUUUCCGCAACAAAUGGGCAAUAGCCACAGUAUCUCUUGGCAAGCAUUCAUCGCAUACACUUGAGCGAAAGAUAGAAGCCGCUGCUGGCUGCGGGUUCUCUGGCAUAGAGCUCGUGCAUGCCGACCUCCUCCACCAUGCCACGUCAAACGGUCUUCCUCUGGAAUCUGCUAGACAUAUCAAGAAUCUCUGCAUGUCGCGGAAUCUUGAGAUUCUCAGCCUGAAUCCCCUGAAGAAUUUCGAAGGAAACCUUAGUACACCGUUGGAAGAACGACUGCGCGUUGCCAGCGACUGGAUCAACCUUGCUGUGGCAGCCGGUGCAAAGUUCGUCCAACUGCCAUCGCAGUUUCUCCAGCAUUCGACAAACGAUGAUAGUGUGAUCAUACCAGAGCUGCAAGCUUUGGCCGAUCUUGCAGGCCAGAGUCAGGUCAGCAUCGCAUACGAACCAGUCGCCUUCGCUGCCUUUCACGCCACAUGGCAAGAUGGCCUCCGUGUUGUCAAAUGUGUUGACAGACCCAACUUCAAACUCUGCCUCGACUCUUUCCACAUCCAUAGUCGUCUGUGGGGCGACCCCUACGCUCGUAAUGGUCAACUUCCAAACGGCGAGACAGAAAUGGCUGAAUCAAUGGCGAAAUUCCUCAAACAAGCUCCUAAAGACCAUUUAUGCUAUUUGCAACUGUCGGGUGGCUCUCGGUUCGACCCCCCUUUAACAGAUAAUUCUCUCCUGUUUGACGGUCUGGAGGUCAAAGAUGCACGCCUGGCAUGGUCGCGGAGCGCUAGGCCUUUCCCUCUGGAAGAGCCUGGCUACUUUCCUGUGGUCGAGAUUAUGAGGACAUGGGCGGUGGAUUACGGAUGGGACGGUUGGUUCUCUGUGGAAGGCUUUCUGAAAGAGACGGAGUUGGAAGCAAAUGGUCCAGAGGUCAUGGCUGAGAGAGCAAGACGUUCAAUUCAGGCACUGUAUGAGAAGGUGCAUUCAGCUGCCUAG